CAAACUGCCAGAUUAUGUACAAAAUAGAAAGAAGUUUUUCAACUUGCAGUGUAAGGAAAUGUUUCUCCAAGAGUAUCUCCCAAGCGUUUGUCAUCUUUAUAUGCAUGUAUAUUUUGUAUACACUUAGACUUGUUUCCAAAACAGUUGGCACCGGUGACAUAAUAACAGUUGGGCCAUACAGUGAUCAGUUCUUGAUACCAGACGACCAACAACUUGGGCGAUUAUCGGAUAUCCAGCUUAUGGAUGUUUUCACAAAGUACAUCAACUCGUUCCAGAUAAUGUGCAGAAAUCACAAGAGAAUAGGGGUAAUAACUGACGGUGGUAAGGAAGUAUGCGUUGACGAAAUUAUCCGCCCGAGAUCACCGUGCCUCGUUUAUUCGUUUGGUUCAAACAACAAAUUUGACUUCGAAUAUAAACUAAUCAAGCAAUUUGGGUGUGAAGUUUUAACCUUUGAUCCGACGAUGGGGUCAUUGGAUAGAAAGGAUAUGAGAAUACCAAAUAGUUCCAAGUUCUAUGAGAAAGGAUUGGAAGGUGUUGAUAUGCCGGAGAAAAAUCUGUUCACACUUGGAACAAUUCUACAAGAAUAUGGACACUCUACGAGGACGCUUGAUUUGUUAAAAGUUGACGUAGAAGGAUCAGAGUGGUCUGCCUUUGAAGAAAUGAUGACGUCAGGAACGCUGGCAAAUGUUCGCCAACUUCUCGUCGAAUUUCAUUUUGACAAAGAAAUGAGAUACGAGAAGAUAAGACAGUUAAGAGUGUUAAGAAAACUUUAUGAUUACGGUUUUAGAUCAUUCAGCAGGGAACGAAAUCUAGGAGGAGCCAAAUUCUACAAAGACCUUGGUUAUUCUGUGGUUUUCAACGUUGAGAUAUCAAUGGUUAAUAUAAGAUUUCUGUGAAGCGUGUAACGUUCCGAAUAUAAUAUUUAUUUAUAAUUUAUUUAAAUGUUAGGCCUAUCUUUAUUUUGU
Messenger RNA from Ruditapes philippinarum (Manila clam), 965 nucleotides. RefSeq lists its product as uncharacterized. Lineage: Eukaryota; Metazoa; Mollusca; Bivalvia; Venerida; Veneridae. Bases 15 to 896 code for a protein of 293 amino acids. The record is from RefSeq and is a predicted model, not a curated record. The transcript is spliced from 6 exons.